AAAUCACCAUGAGAGACACAAACUAGAACCUUCUCGCUAGAAAUCGAAUGUGAUAACUGUUAGGGGAACUUUCAAGAAACACCUCUCACCACCUUCUUCCCCCAUUAAAUAUUUACUUUCGCUUCUUCAUCCUCAAAAACCGACUCCACUGCAACUGAGAAAUCAAGAUAAAAAAUCUUCAACUACACUUGUUGUUUACCUUCUGCAACUUUGUUCUGCUAAAAAAAAUGAGGAGGUUAAUCAUUAGCGGUGUUACUCUGGUUAUUCUUCUUAUGGUGACGGCGACGUUUAUUCCACCGUUGGAGGGUUCGCUGUUGCCGUUUGUGGAUCGACCGCCGAGUCUAUGGUCGGAUUUCUGGCAAGAUAGGUUACCGGAUCCGUUCAAAAUAUUAGAACGAGUCCCUUUCGAGUUGGAGAAGGAUGAAUUGAUCGUUUCUCCUGCUAGGGUUGAUUGGAAAGAGACUCCGGAAGCACAUAUCAUCAUGCUCGAUGUCCCAGGACUGAAGAAAGAGGAGUUGAAGAUAGAAGUGGACGAGAUAAGGGUGUUGCGGGUGAGUGGGGAGAGGAAGAAGGAAGAGGAGAAGAAAGGGGACCAGUGGCACCGUGUGGAGAGGUCUUACGGCAAGUUCUGGAGGCAGUUCCGUCUACCUGAGAACGUGGACUUGGACUCCAUUAAGGCCAAGCUUGAGAAUGGCGUCCUUACCAUUUCAAUCGCCAAGCAUUCCCCGGAGAAGAUUACGGGUCCUAAAUUCAUUAGCAUUGCAGGUGAAACGGAAGAGGAUCAGCACACCAAAAAGCUCGGAGCCGAUAAGGAGAACAAGAAGAAGGAAGAACUUUGAUUUCAUUUCCAUGAUGAUCCUAUCCAUGUAGUAGUUUUCCUUCUUAAUUCUGCAGUUCUUGACUCACUGUGAGAAGUGUUUUUAAGUGUGUUUACUCUGUAAUUCUACUACUGUUUUUGUGAAUGUAGAUAUAGCCCUGAAACUAAGUUGAUUCUC
Molecule: messenger RNA, 995 nt
Organism: Macadamia integrifolia
Lineage: Eukaryota; Viridiplantae; Streptophyta; Magnoliopsida; Proteales; Proteaceae
Product: 22.0 kDa class IV heat shock protein-like
Exons: 2
Coding region: 228-839 (203 amino acids)
Biological process (GO): protein folding; protein complex oligomerization; response to heat
Source: RefSeq, a predicted model, not a curated record